Mya arenaria is the source of this 2969-nucleotide messenger RNA. RefSeq lists its product as uncharacterized. Lineage: Eukaryota; Metazoa; Mollusca; Bivalvia; Myida; Myidae. The record is from RefSeq and is a predicted model, not a curated record. The coding region runs from base 430 to 2622 and encodes 730 amino acids. The transcript is spliced from 8 exons.
UAUCUACACCGUUUCCAACAUUGAAUAUGUGAAGGUGUCACUUUAAAAGAAACUAGCCCUGAUUGUGGGCAUUAUACACAUGAGUAGCCCUCGAAUUAGCCUCGAGAUCGAAAACGUCUUAUAUGUCUUGAAGUGGGUGGAUAUUACGAUUAUUUGACUAAGUUGUUACUUUUGUGCCUACGAUAACAAUUAUAUGCUCGAACUAUUACUUACUUAAACUGACCUACAGUUCUUAAGUCUGAACGAGAUUUUUCCUCAUGAAGAAUGAAAACAUGAUCGUAUUUACAAAGUAUAUGUUUUAUAAAGAAGCAUCGAAAUUUGCUAUUUUCAUUGAAUUAGUCGCUUGACAAGGUUGUGCACGUGAUACGAUUCGGAACUUGGGUAUAUCCUUGAAGACAUCCUCCAUCAGACGGACGGGUGGACGGACGGAUGGUCGAGAUGGGGUCGAUGUACAUGAACGACAACCUGCUCACUGGCAACCUCAUCUCCACGGGCUACCGGAAGUUCUGGACGGUGCAGACGAACGACCCACGAGAAAAAAAAUGCCAUGGAAACGUACAAACUGUCAGACAUAGGUCCAAAUCUUGCGGGGCUGUCACGAGGGCAACAAGGGUCCGUGGACCAAGUGAUACUGUCGGUAAUGAGGAACGAGCAGCUGGCAUAUCGUCACGUGAUACUAAGGGAUACACACAGCAACGGUCGACCGGAAGAAGAGCGGUGUUUGGCGAUAGUGUGCUGGUGGUGACGAACGCCGGGGAGGAGAGGAGAGCGGAGGUCAGGGGGCACGUGACGACCGGGGGUGACCGGAAGUCGACGGAUAUCGAGCUUGACGUUGCGAGAAACGGCGUUGAACUGUCUUGGAGGAACAUGGUCGGACCGCAAGCAAACUCGGGCUUCGCCAGGCUUGACAUGAAGACGCUUCAGGAGAUUGGCUGGGUGUCAGGCGCGGACGAGAACACCAAACAACUAACUAACGCAGAAGACCUCUACAAGCUGACCAAGGUGGAGUUCAAGCGUCUGCAGGACCAAGUUCGUGACGUCAGCAUCAGCAUCCGCAACAAGUUCAGGACUUCGGCCUAUCAGUCUCCUUCCGGUGACACAGCGAACGGCCAGAAGCUGUAUCAGCGCCCGGCGGCCGAGAACCCAGCACAGGUGUACCGCAGCCAGCUGGCGGCGUCCCUCCGCGCCUUCCAGCAGCGCCAAUGGCAACCCCUUAAUCAUCAGGAGCUUGACACAAACUACAUCCGCUGUAAACCCGUCCAGCCCGCCGCCCAUAAUGAGAGACCAUCUACUUCCUGUUCCGUACGCGGUAGCGGAACGACGGCCACUCGGCUCCAGCGGCCAAAGUCAGUUCCGGCAUCUUCCCUGCGCCCCAAGAGCGGGCGGCGGGGCGACACUCCGUCCGGCGUCCGCCCAGGCAAGUUCGACACCCUCAGUCCCAUGGUCAUAUCUGAGUUAAUGGGCGAGGAAGAACGACCAACUUCCGGUUAUGAAACACGUGCAGACGAUAAAUCGCCUUUUGUCGACGAGCUUGUCGAGGAAACUAAGAAACUUAUAGAGAAUGACGAUACUAGUACAACUUCCGGAAUCGAUUCCGGUGCUUCAGAUAACGAGAGUCCUAGUUCUGAUGAAGAUAGUGACUUUGAACCAGAGAUUGAUAAGGACAUUGAUAUUCCACAGCUGAAUCUACGGCCAGAAAAACUUGACGCUUUAUACAUACCGGAACCGAAACGUGGCUGGCGCCAGUACGACUUUGACAUGUCGAAUAUUGAUAUACCCCCUUACGAAUUCGAGAGUCCAUUCCCGAGUCAUAUUGAAGACUUGGACUUACGACAGAUGGCGAAAUUCAAGUGGAACUGGCGGAAUCACGUCAAGGUGAAAACUGACAAUGACUCUGAUCUAGGUGGUAUACUCGAUAGACUAGUAGAGUUUGAAAAACUUCAACUGGAUACAAUAGAAUGGGAAAACAAGCGGGCUUCUCAAUUGAAAAAGCAGGCGACAAAGAGAAACGGUAGUGCAAAGCCCGUGAUAAAAGACAAACGUUGUGAUCCUAACUGUCUGCAGGCCACGUGCUUUGGGGACUGCCCCGAGAAACUCGUGCAAUCGAAUACGUGCGAGAUAUGUAGACAGGGGUACUGUACGGGCACGUGCAAGGAGACUAAGUACGAACAGCGCAUGCGCCAGUCGCGCCAAGAAGAGGAGCGGCCAGUAACUCCAAAGUCUCCGUUCCCGCGCGCGUGCCCCUCGUGCCAGAGGAGGCACAACGCAAAAUUCAUUAACGCUAAUAAUUUGGUGAUUGGGACUCAACGUUUUAACAACGCGACGUUCACUCGAGGGCAGAGUUCAAUGAAGGCGAGAGACGUUCGGCCACGGACACCGGCCACGCUCUCCAAGGAUGUGCUGCAAGAGUUUGAAAAACUUAACAUAGAAGCAACUCAGCCAUCCCGACCCCAGACCGCCGGCGUUGCCCGCCCGCGCAGUCGCAACGCACUAUUCCCCGGGAAAAGUUUUUACUCACAGAGAAAGAAUUCGCUCACUGAACUUGAUAAAGUUGGUGUUGCCAAGAAAAAACAAAGAGUGAAAAGUUGUACUCGACUCAAGCGACCUAAAACUGCCGGAUAAACUGUGCUUUUUAUGUUUAUAAUGCUUUAUUUGUUGCAUUUCAUUGCAUAAAUUUUAGAGACGUAACUUAUUUAUAUACUAAACUAUUUAUUGUACUGUAAUGGCAAACAGUUUAAAACUUUUUAUUCGCACAAUAUGUGCUACACUUCUACAAAAAGCUUAUUUCUGUAUGCAUCAUUAUAUUAAUGACAAGCGGUUAAACAUAGUAUAGUAAUGAAGAAGAUUAAUAAAUUAAUUCUGUACACUCAACAGCGUUGCUUUAUUUGAAAUGGAUCGGAGUUCUAGAAAUAACGGGAUGUAUUAGGUGUUCAACAAGGGUUUUUUGUUUAUAUUUACCAUUAUCACGU